AUGAUAAAGAGGGCGGGCAGGGCAGCGUUGCAGCGGCAGGAGGAGGCGAGGCUGACACAGGUGCAGUGCACGGAGCAUGUGGAGGCAGGAGGUGGUGCGAGAGAGGCAUCUCAACCUCAACACACGGACCCAUUUCCCCUCGUUCACCGCACCUUGCUAACUCCUUCCUCCUUUCCCACUGCCUGCCCUCUUCUUGCUGGUGCUACCACGGUGCACGCGCCACCUGCCUCUGCCACUCAUCCUGAUCCCGUCCCAUCCGCCUUAGCCCCUCCCCACCAUGGGCCUGGCCUCACCAUCUCCUCUAUCCGAGCCCUCGUUCUCAUCCUCAAUAUACCGCCACUGCUCGUCUCGCUACAAGGCUUCAACGUGCUACAGCUCUUCCUCCUCGUGAACCUCAUCAACACCACGUCCUUCCUGCCUCUGCUGCUCGGCGUGCUGCAAGGCCCCCUCUCCCGUGUCUGCAUCACCCCUGCAUCUUCUGCAACUGGCUGCGCCUCUGGCCUUCUCGCCCUUGUGGUCUGGGCCAAGUCACAACAGCGCCCCGGGGAGACCUAUGUUGAGUCUUUGGCUCGGACGUUUCUAGACGCGUACGAUUAUCCUCCCUAUCUGAUUGCUGUAGGGUUUUCCGCUGUGGGGAUGGCUGUAGGUCCGUCGGAUUCCACGCCGCUUAAGCCACAGAGCGAGUCGUCCGAAGCUCCCCCGCACGGCGGCGCAGAUGCCGCCGCGAGCCACGCGCCGGCCUCCGGCCUACCCGCCUUUCAGUACGCCCACCACCCGCACCACCCCCCCGCGCGCGGGGCGUAUCCGCCGCAGUUCCCGCCUCCCCCGGGCUGCCCGUCCGCCGUGGUGGUGGUGGCGCACGGGGCGAGCGGCGGCGAGUUCCCCGUGUUCUCGCCGGCUCCCAUCCCCGGGCUCUACAUGCUGCCGCCGCGGGUGCCGCCCUCGCCGGAUAUGGUCAUCCUCGGCUACGAGACCUGCGCGCCGCCUACGGGGUGCUGUGCGACGGCGACGCUGAGCGGCGUGGGGUGGCUGGCGGCGAUCGUGGCGUUCAUCUUCUGCUGGCCGCUCACCUGCCUGCCCUGCUGCAUCCCGCAGCUGCACGAGGUACGCCUCAUUCCGCAGCUGCAGGAGGUACGCCUCAUCCCGCAGCUGCACGAGGUACGCCUCAUCCCGCAGCUGCACGAGGUACGCCUCAUCCCGCCGCUGCACGAGGUACGCCUCAUCCCGCCGCUGCACGAGUUGAAUGAGAGGAGGCUUACACUCUCCUCACACCCCUUACACUCUCCUCACACCCCUUGCACUCUCCUCACACCCCUUGCACUCUCCUCACACCCCCUUGCACUCUCCUCACACCCCUUGCACUCUCCUCACACCCCUUGCACUCUCCUCACACCCCUUGCACUCUCCUCACACCCCUUGCACUCUCCUCACACCCCUUGCACUCUCCUCACACCCCUUGCACUCUCCUCACACCCCUUGCACUCUCCUCACACCCCUUACACUCUCCUCACACCCCUUGCACUCUCCUCACACCCCUUGCACUCUCCUCACACCCCUUACACUCUCCUCACACCCCUUGCACUCUCCUCACACCCCUUGCACUCUCCUCACACCCCUUGCACUCUCCUCACACCCCUUGCACUCUCCUCCACACCCCUUGCACUCUCCUCACACCCCUUGCACUCUCCUCACACCCUUGCACUCCUCCCUCACACCCUUACCCCUUGCACUCUCCUCACACCCCUUGCACUCUCCUCACACCCCUUGCACUCUCCUCACACCCCUCUGCACUCUCCUCACACCCCCUUGCACUCUCCUCACACCCCUUGCACCUCUCCUCACACCCCUUGCACUCUCCUCACACCCCUUGCACUCUCCUCACACCCCCUUGCAACUCGUCCUCACACCCCUUGCACUCUCCUCACACCCCUUGCACUCUCCUCACACCCCUUGCACUCUCCUCACACCCCUUGCACUCUCCUCACACCCCUUGCACUCUCCUCACACCCCUUGCACUCUCCUCACACCCCUUGCACUCUCCUCACACCCCUUGCACUCCUCCUCACACCCCUUGCACUCUCCUCACACCCCUUGGCACUCUCCUCACACCCCUUGCACUCUCCUCACACCCCUUGCACUCUCCUCACACCCCUUGCACUCUCCUCACACCCUUGCACUCUCCUCACACCCCUUGCACUCUCCUCACACCCUUGCACUCUCCUCACACCCCUUGCACUCUCCUCACACCCCUUGCCACCUCCACCGCUUAUGCACUCUCCUCACACCCUUGCACUCUCCUCACACCCCUUGCACUCUCCUCACACCCCUUGCAACCUCCACCGCUUAUGCACUCCCACACACAUGCACGUGCGCCCACACUCUCAUACCUGCUCGUCACCCACCCCCCCUCCCCCCCACCCUCUUUUGCCCCCCACAGAGGUGCCAGCGCCCUGUGUUCGGCUACCCUCCUGCUGA
This is a messenger RNA of Closterium sp. NIES-65, 2475 nucleotides long. Lineage: Eukaryota; Viridiplantae; Streptophyta; Zygnematophyceae; Desmidiales; Closteriaceae. The record is from the annotation of a GenBank genome assembly.